AUGGCGGGAAACGAAAGAGUAAUUGCUCAAAGAGAAAUUCAUCAAACUUUGAGUAAAAGCAACAUAUUUAUGAGGUUGAAUGGUUUGUCUUUCAUCGACGAUCCACCAAAAACGAUUCUUGAUAAGAUUAAGGUAUAUUUUGCGUUUGUCGUGUCAGGCACGGCAUUGUUUUUGAUGUUGGUUGGAGAAUUUGCUUUCACGGCGUCUUUGCUGACUGGUUCUGUGUCCGUGGAAGAGAUUAUCAAAGGUUACGUGCAUAUUGCUGGAUACGAUUCUAUGAGUUUCGGGAAGUUUAUAUUAAUUUGGUACAACUCGUCGGUGUUUCGGAAACUGGUCCAUGAGCUCAGCGAUAUCUGGCCAGUGACCAUCAGUGAUGAUGCCUCAGCCGAGAUUAAGCGGGACAGCCUGAAGGCGUUAAGAGUUAUGCAAAUAUUUUACAUGUUCUGGAACGUAUUUGGCGUGUGGAUGUACAACCUGACUCCGGUAGUGCUCUAUCUGUACCACAUCGUCCGCGGCGACCCUUCGCGGCUGGGUGACAUUUGGCACGUCUACUACCCGUUUGAUACGAGCAAGCGCUUGCCGCAUACUUUGGCGUUUUUCUUUGAGAUGUACGGUGGCAUAUCAUCAGUAAAUGCGAUGCUUAGCGCUGACAUCCUAUUCAUAACUAUGGCAAGCCACAUCAGCAUGCUGCUCCGUCUCCUGCAAGUGAAGAUACGUCUUAUUGGCACCAUCGGCCAAGAUGAACACGUAGAUGAGAGAAAACAAUCUCAACACAGCUAUGAGAUGAUUGUGGAUGCUGUCAAAAUACAUCAAAGGUUGAUUAGCUAUGGCAAUGACUUGGAGAACGCGUUCACCGUGGUAAAUCUACUGAACGUGCUUCUGAGCUCGGUCAACAUUUGCUGCGUUGUUUUCAGCAUAGUGUUCCUGGAACCGGUGAUGGAUAUGUCCAACAAGCUGUUCAUAGGCGCAGCGCUAACUCAGAUGGGGGUGGUGUGCUGGUACGCAGACGAUAUUUAUAGAGCGAGCGCCGGCGUAGCAGACGCGGCUUACGAGAGCGGUUGGUACCGCUGCGACCCGCGAUGCCGCAGGGCGCUACUAGUCUUGCUGCAGAGAUCACAAAGGCCAUUGUACUUCACGGCGUUUAAAUUUCGGGCUAUCACGAUGAUUACGUACAGUUCAAUCCUAACGACGUCAUAUUCCUACUUCACCUUGCUGUAUACAGCGUAUCGGAGGAAUUAGAAAUUGUAUUUCGACGCACAAACAACAUAAAUGAAGAAUGUAAUAUCAGCCAAGAAUAAUAUUUUAA
Molecule: messenger RNA, 1306 nt
Organism: Ostrinia nubilalis (European corn borer)
Lineage: Eukaryota; Metazoa; Arthropoda; Insecta; Lepidoptera; Crambidae
Product: odorant receptor 4-like
Exons: 9
Coding region: 1-1239 (412 amino acids)
Biological process (GO): sensory perception of smell; detection of chemical stimulus involved in sensory perception of smell
Cellular component (GO): plasma membrane
Molecular function (GO): odorant binding; olfactory receptor activity
Source: RefSeq, a predicted model, not a curated record